AUGGGAGAGCGAGCAGCGAGCGAGUGCUCGAGCUGGGUUCACGGGCCGCAUUCAAGGACAAGGCCAGGUGAUAGCGCGACUGCGCAGCACUCUAGCGCUACCCCGCAGCAGCAGCAGCAGCAGCAGCAGCAGCAGCAGCAGGGCUCCAAAGUGGCUCACACCGUGCGCGACCGUACAGCCGAGCUGCAGGCGGAGGUGCGUAGUGCCAUCCGCGUACUGCACGGUUGGUGUCCGAGGCCUCCGCAACCCUCACCCCCGACCCAGCAACAGCAACAAAAUCAAACGCAGCAGAAUCAAAAUCCGCCAGUCACCCAACAGCAGCAGCCGCAAAAUCAAGCUUCCGCUGGAAGGGGCGAAACGGUGCUGAUAGCGCCUCGCAGCCAGCAGCAGCAGAGCUCGACCUCCAACAAUAGCAUGCGACCACCGCCCCCACCACCUCCACCCAGAGCCAGGAGCUCCGCGGAAGGAAAGGGACAUCACGAGGAACCGACUAGUUCCAUUCCUGACUUAGACAAGUGCGUGGAGGACUGGUGCAACGGAGCUGCCGCGAUGACUGUCCAGGAGUACAAGGCAAGAAGCGCCGAGGAAAUACAUCAUCAUCAUCAUCAACGCGCGGACAUUCUCAAUGUACCGCAAGAGUCCGUCGAUGCCGACAAGCAGCAACAGCAGCAACAUCACCAUCAACAAUUGGCUACCAAGCAGCAGGACAGCGAAAAUCUCUUGGGCAGAGUUUUAGCUGGUAAGUAG
Molecule: messenger RNA, 747 nt
Organism: Phymastichus coffea
Lineage: Eukaryota; Metazoa; Arthropoda; Insecta; Hymenoptera; Eulophidae
Product: adenylate cyclase, terminal-differentiation specific-like
Exons: 4
Coding region: 1-747 (248 amino acids)
Source: RefSeq, a predicted model, not a curated record